Eruca vesicaria subsp. sativa (arugula) is the source of this 4291-nucleotide messenger RNA. NCBI's taxonomy places the organism in Eukaryota, Viridiplantae, Streptophyta, Magnoliopsida, Brassicales, Brassicaceae. The record is from the annotation of a GenBank genome assembly.
GGAGAUUUGAUUGAUUGAUAUGUCUUCCACUUGUAGCCCCGGAAGCUCCCGCUUGCUGCAGCUCGGUGUCACCGGCUCUGCCUCCCGCCUCAGAUCCUCUUCCUCCAAGAAGCCGCCUGAGCCGCUACGCCGCGCUGUGGCGGAUUGCCUCUCAUCCUCCAAUUCUCCUGCUACCUCUCACCAUGGCGCGAUCCCUUCCAUCGCACCCUCUGAAGCUCUUAGAAAUCUCCGGGAUUAUUUAUCGGCCACUUCCACGACUGAUCUGACCUAUAACAUGCUCUUAGAGCAUACUAUAGCUGAGAGAGAUCGCAGUCCAGCUGUGGUGACGAGGUGUGUGGCAUUACUUAAACGGUACCUCUUAAGAUAUAAGCCUGGUGAGGAGACACUACUGCAAGUGGAUAGAUUUUGCGUGAACCUGAUUGCUGAGUGCGAUGCUAGCUUGAAGCACAAAUCAUUGCCUGUUUUAACAGCACCAUCUGAUGCUUGUCCUUUACCAGUGUCCAGCUUUGCUUCUGUAGCUUUGGUGAAGUCAUUGCAUUAUGUACGUUCCCUUGUGGCACUACAUAUCCCCAGACAAUCCUUUCAACCUGCGGCAUUUGCGGGAGCUACUCUUGCGUCAAGAAAGUUAUUGCCAUCUCUAUCCUCUUUGUUGAGCAAAUCAUUCGAUUCCCAGUUAAGUCCUGCCGCAGAGUCUCCACAGAAAAAGGAUGCUGCAAAUCUGUCUGUUUCAAACUUGUCAAAUAUAGAAGAAUUUAAUGCUAUGGAAGGCAAUGAAUACAUAUCAUCAGACUUACUGACUUGGCGUUGGGUUGGGGAGCUUCAGUUAUUAUCAGCUUCUUCUGAAAGUGAACGCCCUAUGAAUCUCCAAGACAUGAACAAUUGUAAUCUUUUGGAAGUUGGGGCUGCCGGCCUGCUCGUCGGAGAUAUGGAAGCUAAAAUGAAGGGCCAACACUGGAAAUAUUUUGGUACCACAGAGAUGCCUUACUUAGAACAGCUCCUGCAGCCAGCUUCAGUCACGAUGAUAACAAAUUCAGUCUCAGCUCGCACUCACUUGAAGGCGAUAACAGCUACCAAACGCACUAGGAGUGACCCUCAGCAGAUCUGGGAUGAUUGCACAUUUCGUCCACGCGCCAGACCACUUUUUCAGUAUCGUCAUUACAGUGAACAACAACCUCUGCGCCUAAACCCUGCCGAGGUAGGUGAGGUGAUUGCCUCUGUGUGUUCAGAGGCAUCAUCCACCCCUUCAAAUCCAAUGACCGUAUCACCCCAACUGAAUAGCAAGACUGGGAAGCCGUCGAUGGAUGUGGCUGUGAGCGUCCUGAUAAAGCUUGUUAUUGACAUGUAUGUCUUGGACGCUAGAAUUGCUGCUCCUCUUACUCUUUCCAUGCUCGAGGAAAUGCUUUGCUCCACAAAUGCAGCUUGUAGGAUUCGUGUAUUUGAUUUAAUUCUUAAUCUAGGAGUUCAUGCACAAUUGUUAGAGCCAAAGGUAAGUGAUAAUGCUACAACCAUUGAGGAAGAAUACGCCCAAGAAACAUUUAUCGACAAUGAAAAUAGGCUACUGCUUCAAGGGACAAGAACCAAAGACUUGCCUAAGAUGUCAAGCACUUCUUCAGCUAUUGAGAACUUCGAGUCUUGGAUAUUAAAAAUCUUAUUUGAAAUACUUCUUCUCCUAGUUCAGGUUGAGAAAAAGGAAGAAUCCGUUUGGGCAUCUGCUCUCAGCUGCUUGCUAUAUUUUGUCUGUGAUAGAGGCAAAAUAAGGAGAAAGCAGCUAAAUGGUCUCGACAUAAGGGUUAUUAAAGCUUUUCUGGGAACUAGCAAAAGGAAUUCUUGGUCAGAAGUUGUUCAUUCCAAGCUUAUUUGUAUCAUGACAAACAUGUUUUAUCGACCUCCAGAACUAGAUGGUUCUAUCAAAGCAACGUCAAAUGCCUCAAGUUUUCUUAUAGAACAGGUCGAUCUGAUUGGUGGCGUAGAGUUCAUUUUCUAUAAGUAUUCUUUGGCAACCACUAGAGAGGAAAGAAGAAAUCUCUACUCGGUUUUAUUUGACUAUGUUCUGCAUCAAAUUAAUGAGGCAUGCUCAGCUGCUGGUCUUUCUGAGUACAGUGAUGAUGAGAUUCAACUUUUGGCUGUUCGGCUUGCUCUUGCUGAUGCACCUGAAGCUUUCUACAUUUCUGUUAAGCUUGGUGUUGAAGGCAUAGGGGAAAUCCUGCGAAGAUCAAUUGCUGCUUCAUUGUCUGGGUUUAGCAACAGCGAACGUCUAAACGAGCUUUUGGCAAAUAUAACAGAAAGAUUUGACACGAUAGUAGCUUCGUUUACUCACUUGGACAAAGAGUUUCUGCAUCUUAAACAGAUAACCAAGUCGUCCAAGUUCAUGGAAAACAUUCAAGGGUUAAGAAAUGAUAGAAGCAUGUCAGUGAAUCUAGCAUGGGCUACUUUGCACUCUCUUCUUCAUUCAGAAAGAGCCACAUAUCGUCAAAAUGGAUAUAUCUGGUUGGGGGAUCUUCUGAUAGCGGAAAUUAGUGAAGAGAGUGGUGGAAGUAUAUGGCUGAGCAUAAAAGACUUGCAGCAAAAGAUUGUCAAUUGUGGUGCCUCCGAUUCCCUAAUUACUUCUGAUAUACCUGUUUCCGUACAUCUUCUGUGUGGACUCUUGAAGUCAAAGAACAGUGUUAUCAGAUGGGGUUUCCUUUUCAUUCUGGAGAGGCUUCUUAUGCGUUCCAAGUUCUUACUAGAUGAGAAUGAAACACAGCGAUCAACCGGUGGAAGUGCUAGUCAGAAUGAGAAAGACAGACGACUAGAGAAAGCAAAUGCUGUUAUAGGCAUAAUGAGCAGCGCUUUGUCUUUGAUGGCACAAAUAAAUGAAACUGACCGGAUUAAUAUCUUAAAGAUGUGUGACAUUCUGUUCUCGCAAUUGUGCUUGAAAGUUUUGUUUGCCGAUGAGGAAGCAGUCCCUAACUCUUCUGAUAGAAAUAGCAAAUUUGAUACAUCCCAUCGUAACAACUAUCAAGAGAGUAUGGAUGAUGCUGACACCAGGCCUCGGUACAACGAUGUCUCUGUUUCAACGUGCGAGACAGCGUCAAUGGCAGCAAUGCUUCUUCGUGGACAAGCCAUCGUCCCUAUGCAGCUGGUUGCGCGUGUUCCAACGGCUUUGUUUUAUUGGCCCUUGAUUCAACUAGCAGGUGCAGCAACUGACAAUAUUGCACUUGGUGUCGCCGUUGGAAGUAAAGGAAGAGGGAAUAUCCCAGGGGCAACCUCUGAUAUUCGAGCCACCCUACUAUUACUUCUGAUCGGUAAAUGCACCGCAGAUGCAGUUGCUUUUCAAGAAGUUGAUGGAGAGGAGUUCUUUAGGGAACUCCUGGAUGAUACUGACUCAAGGGUGGCUUAUUACUCUUCAGCAUUUCUACUAAAGAGGAUGAUGACGGAGGAAGCAGAGAAAUACCAAAACAUGCUUCAGAAGCUUGUCUUCAAGGCUCAGCAGAGCAAUAAUGAGAAACUGCUGGAGAAUCCAUACCUGCAGAUGUGUGGUAUACUCCAGUUAUCAAACGAUCCUUAAACUUGGGUCAACUCGCAAGUCUCCAGUUUAAUGGCUUCUGUAAGUGUCUCGAUUUCAAAAAAAAAAAAAAAUCUUAGAGAGUUACUUUGGCACCACCCUGCCGCAAGAAAGGAAAAUUGAGUGAAAGUAAAAGACAUUUCAUAGAUACUAGACUCGUCAGUGAAAGUAGCAGAGGGAAUCUGCAAGUGAAUUCAGAUAUGGCUUCCUGUGACAGAUAGUUUAGUGAGUUUAUUUGACAUCACUUUGGCUGAGAUCUGAAGAAAGCUUGCAGUUAAUCGUUGUCUGAACGGAUCAACUAGAAUGUGAUCAUAUGAUUCAUUCGCCUUCUCCUUUUUCUGUGGGAAUGGCGAACUUACAGAGACACUGCGCUUCUGAUAACCACCGCCAUGUCAUUUUUUGUCCUAACAAACUGAAGGUUCCUUUUCUCUUAUGCUCUUCUGUGUGUAAAAUUAACAAAAAUCCUGGACAGAGGCUGCAGCUCCAGAAAUUUUAGUUUUCUUGGAGCUCUGCUUUUGUAUAGCCAGGAACAAAACCAGUUAGUUAGGUGAUUGUUUGUGUAGAGAACUAGAGAUAGAUAGGCUUAUUGUCCUUUGGGUGUCGAAUGGUUAUGUGAAAAGUGUGAACCUAACCAGUGUUUUUUUUUGUCAUUUCUAGAAGUAAUUCUUUUGUUGUUUCUGGCUUACCAUUAUCUAAGAGAUACUAUAGAAACUAAUCAUGUUUAUGAUUUGUCUGUACAAAAAAAGC